Molecule: messenger RNA, 1311 nt
Organism: Fonsecaea erecta
Lineage: Eukaryota; Fungi; Ascomycota; Eurotiomycetes; Chaetothyriales; Herpotrichiellaceae
Exons: 2
Coding region: 1-1311 (436 amino acids)
Biological process (GO): protein neddylation
Cellular component (GO): cytoplasm; nucleus
Molecular function (GO): NEDD8 activating enzyme activity
Source: RefSeq, a predicted model, not a curated record
AUGUCGAUACCGGUCUCGUCACUUCUCACAAAUGGCACUCCCGCACCUCCACGCGAUCGGUGGACCUACCUCGACCGCAUGUUAUCAACCACGUCACCGUACGCGGGAGAGGAAUUCGUCCCAGGAGAAGAGACCAUCAACGCCCUCGAAUCGUCACGGGUCCUCGUGAUCGGCGCCGGCGGGCUGGGAUGUGAGAUCCUGAAGAACCUUGCCCUGUCCGGCUUCAAGGACAUCCACGUCAUCGACAUGGACACCAUCGACGUCUCCAACUUGAACCGCCAGUUCCUCUUCCGCCAAUCCGACGUGGGGAAAUCGAAGGCUGAAGUCGCCGCGGCGUUCGUGGAGAAACGCGUGCCCGGCGUCAAGAUCACCCCCUACAACGGCAAGAUCCAGGAUAAGGACGAGGAAUACUACAUGCAGUUUAAGCUCGUCAUCUGUGGCCUCGACAGCAUCGAAGCACGCCGCUGGAUUAACGCUACCCUCGUCGACAUGGUGGACAUGGAAAAUCCAGAGUCCCUCAAGCCCCUGAUCGAUGGCGGCACCGAGGGCUUCAAGGGCCAGGCGCGAGUCAUCCUCCCCAGCCUCACAUCCUGCAUUGAGUGUCAGCUAUCCAUGCACGCCCCUCGCGCCGCGGUGCCCCUGUGCACGCUGGCCACCAUCCCGCGCCAGCCCCAACACUGCAUCGAGUGGGCGCACAUCAUCGCGUGGGAGGAACAGCGCAAGGGCGAGACGCUCGACACGGACGACCCGGAACACAUCUCGUGGCUGUACGCGACCGCACUGAAACGCGCCCACGAGUUCAACAUCCCCGGGGUGACGUACUCGAUGACGCAGGGCGUGGUGAAGAACAUCAUCCCGGCCAUCGCGUCCACGAACGCCAUCAUCGCGGCGAGCUGCUGCAACGAGGCCCUGAAGAUCGCCACGGGCUGCGCGCCCUUUCUGGAAAACUACAUGAUGUACACCGGCGACUCCAACGAGGGCGGCCUCUACACGUACACCUUCGCGGCGGAGAAGAAGGAGGACUGCCCCGUGUGCGGGAACCUGGCCCAGACGCUGACCGUCGACCCGGAGUGGACGCUCGAGGACUUCCUCGCCAGUCUCGCGGAGAGGGCCGAGGCGCAGCUCAAGAAGCCCAGCAUCCGCACCGAGGCCAAGACGCUGUACGUCCAGGCGCCGAAGAGCUUGGAGGAGCAGACGAGGCCGAACCUAGGGAAGAGGAUGAGGGAGCUGGUGAGCGACGGUGAGGAAGUGGGCGUCAGUGAUGCCGCGUUUAUGAUCAGUUUCAAGUUUCGGCUGGUCUUCAAGAAGUGA